Molecule: messenger RNA, 5966 nt
Organism: Esox lucius (northern pike)
Lineage: Eukaryota; Metazoa; Chordata; Actinopteri; Esociformes; Esocidae
Gene: grm4
Product: glutamate receptor, metabotropic 4
Exons: 11
Coding region: 857-3625 (922 amino acids)
Biological process (GO): regulation of synaptic transmission, glutamatergic; G protein-coupled glutamate receptor signaling pathway
Cellular component (GO): membrane
Molecular function (GO): adenylate cyclase inhibiting G protein-coupled glutamate receptor activity
Source: RefSeq, a predicted model, not a curated record
UUCAGCACCACACGCCAAUGGACAGCGGUUUGAAGCAAAAGAGUCAUUGGAUAGUUUUGCCAUCGUGAAGUGUCAGGAUUUGUUACGGGUCUUGAGACCGUUGAGAUUUGGAUUACCAAUUAAGACAGGUUAUUUUGUGGAGAUUCUAUUCUCAUUAUUCUUCUGCACUGAUAUUGUAUCCCUCACGACCGGAACAAAUUUCGGCAUUUGAAUCCUUACACCUGUUUUGCACUAGCUCAGGUUCUAAGAAAACAAGAUCGCUUUGGGAAGAAUUGGUAAAUCGGCAAAUGGUGAAAAACAUCGUUAAUAAGAGACGUAUGGAGCGGACGAUAUAAACUGAACUUUGUCUUACUUUUCUGAAAUAAAAUCCAGUGGGUUUCAUUCAAGGAGCCCGGUGAGGAGAAAGGCCAUGUCUGAGAACCUGCGGGUUUGCUUGGGCUGACUGGACUUUUUGACCGCGCCUGGGGUGUUAGAGAGAGAGAAAGAAGCUAAACACCCCUGAAGGAGUGGAGAAGAAGAGGCUUAUCUCCCAUCUUUGUUCUCUCUAAUACCCCCCGAGAUGGCUGUCUAUGGACCCGCUCCUGCCUCAUCCAAAACUGUUUAGUAACUCCACACAGUCUCCACCCCUGUAACAGCGCAAACAGAGAACACACCGCAAGAAACGGGAGGGAGAGAAAAGGCUCAUUAGGAUUACUGUAAUGGUGUCGGAGCUGAGAGACAUGAGAAGAUUCUUAUGAGCAGUGCUCCGAAGAUAUUGCGGCUCACCUACAGGCCAUUUGUUUAUGGGAAUUUUAAUCUCUUUUUUUUUUGAGGGACUUAAUUUAGUUUGAUUAAGGUUCAGCUCGCCCUUUUUGUCAUGAAUGUUCUGGGAAGCUUUAUUAUGAGGGUGAAGAGUGGAUGCCAUGGAGGCGGUCCGGCUUGGUCCUGCGGGGUCCUACUCCUGGCCUGCUGUGUCCUGGUAGCCCUGGGGGCAAAGCCAAAGACACCUGGCCACACACACCUCAACUCCAUCCGCAUAGACGGGGACAUCUCUCUCGGCGGCCUCUUCCCGGUACAUGCCAGAGGCAAUGAUGGUAAAGCCUGCGGGGAACUUAAGAAGGAGAAGGGUAUCCACAGACUGGAGGCCAUGCUGUUUGCACUGGACCGCAUCAACAGUGACCACACCCUGUUGCCCAACAUCACUCUGGGGGCCCGGAUCCUGGACACCUGUUCCCGGGACACUCAUGCCCUGGAGCAAUCGCUCACUUUUGUCCAGGCACUCAUUGAGAAGGAUGGCACAGACAUAAAGUGCUUGAGUGGCGGGCCGCCCAUCAUCACCAAACCCGAGAGAGUGGUGGGUGUCAUCGGGGCCUCUGCCAGCUCUGUAUCAAUCAUGGUGGCCAACAUCCUGCGCCUCUUCAGGAUCCCCCAGGUGAGUUAUGCCUCCACGGCUGCCGAGCUGAGUGAUAACACGCGCUACGACUUCUUCUCCCGCGUUGUGCCAUCGGACACCUAUCAGGCACAGGCCAUGGUGGACAUAGUCAAAGCAAUGCAAUGGAAUUACGUCUCCACAGUGGCAUCAGAGGGCAACUAUGGAGAGAGCGGUGUGGAUGCCUUCAUACAGAAGUCCCGUGAAGAUGGAGGUGUGUGCAUCUCUCAGUCAGUGAAGAUACCCCGAGAACCCAAGCCUGGAGAGUUUGACAAGGUCAUCCGCAGACUGUCAGAGAACCCCAAUGCCCGGGUUGUUAUUCUCUUUGCCAAUGAAGAUGACAUCAGACGACUUCUUCAAGCAGCUAAGAAAGCCAACAAGACAGGACAUUUCAUCUGGGUUGGCUCAGAUAGUUGGGGGUCAAAAAUCUCCCCCAUCCUGAACCAGGAGGAGAUGGCAGAAGGGGCUGUGACCAUCUUACCCAAACGCCAGCCCAUCCGAGGGUUUGAUCGCUACUUCACCAGUCGGACAUUGGACAACAACAGAAGGAAUAUUUGGUUUGCAGAGUUCUGGGAAAACAACUUUCAGUGCAAACUCAGCCGGCACGCUCUGAAGAAAGGAUCCGGCAUCAAAAAGUGCACAAAUCACGAGCGGAUCGGGCAGGACUCCAUCUAUGAGCAGGAGGGGAAGGUGCAAUUUGUGGUGGACGCAGUCUACGCCAUGGCUCAUGCCCUACACAACAUGCACAGGGAACUCUGUCCAGGCAAAGUGGGCCUCUGCUCCGAAAUGGAAACCAUCAAUGGAACCAUGUUGCUCAAUUUCAUUCGCACUGUCAAAUUUACAGGAAUUGCUGGCACUCCCGUGAUCUUCAAUGAGAACGGAGAUGCCCCUGGUCGCUAUGCCAUCUACCAGUACCAGAUGAAAAACAAUACCAACGAGUACAAGAUUAUUGGUCACUGGGCAGACCUGCUUCAUUUAAAUCAGAAUAAGGACAUGCGGUGGCCUGGAGGGACUCAACAGGUACCCCAGUCUAUAUGCAGCCAACCCUGCCGUCCUGGGGAGAGGAAGAAAACUGUGAAAGGUGUCCCCUGCUGCUGGCACUGUGAGCGCUGCGAUGGUUACCAGUACCAGGCGGACACCCACAGCUGUAAGAUGUGCCGAUUUGACCUGCGUCCCAACGGGAACCACACAGCCUGUGAGGCCAUCCCCAUAGUCAAGCUGGAGUGGAGCUCUCCCUGGGCGGUCAUCCCAGUCCUCAUCGCUGUGCUGGGCAUCAUGGCCACCCUGUUUGUAGUGGUCACCUUCAUCCGUUACAACGACACGCCCAUUGUCAAGGCGUCCGGGCGGGAACUUAGCUACGUGCUGCUGACUGGCAUCUUCCUGUGCUACGCCACCACCUUCAUCAUGAUCUCUGCCCCGGACUUGGGCAUCUGCUCCCUGCGGCGGAUCUUCCUGGGUCUGGGGAUGAGUAUUAGCUAUGCGGCGCUGCUCACUAAGACCAACCGGAUCUAUCGCAUCUUCGAGCAAGGGAAGAUGUCAGUAAGCGCCCCGCGGUUCAUCUCCCCAGCAUCCCAGCUGGUCAUCACAUUCAGCCUGAUCUCUGUGCAGCUCCUUGGGGUAUGCAUCUGGUUCCUUGUGGACCCCUCUCAGGCUAUUGUCGAUUAUGAGGACCAGCGCACAUCCAACCCGGACAUGGCCCGUGGCGUGCUCAAAUGUGACAUCUCAGACCUUUCUCUGAUCUGCCUGCUUGGUUACAGCAUGCUGCUCAUGGUUACCUGUACAGUGUAUGCCAUCAAGACCCGAGGGGUGCCGGAGACCUUCAAUGAGGCCAAGCCCAUCGGCUUCACCAUGUACACCACUUGCAUUGUCUGGCUAGCCUUCAUACCCAUCUUUUUUGGGACCUCACAGUCAACGGAAAAGAUGUACAUCCAGACCACAACCCUGACCAUCUCUGUGAGCCUGAGUGCCUCUGUGUCUCUGGGGAUGCUCUAUAUGCCCAAGGUCUACGUGGUCCUUUUCCACCCAGAACAGAAUGUGCCCAAGCGCAAGCGCAGCCUUAAGGCUGUGGUCACUGCAGCCACCAUGUCCAACAAGUUUCCCACAAAGGGCGGCCUCCGGCCCAAUGGAGAGGCCAAGUCUGAGCUGUGCGAAAGCCUGGAGACACAAGCUUUGGCCUCCAAGCAGACAUACAUAAGCUACAGUAACCACGCCAUCUAGGAAACAGACAGUGGAGCCCAGGCUGGGAAGCCUAGCAAGGACCUGCCCGGGUAGUGACCGAACACCAAAACUGGACCACCAAAAUGCAAGAGCCGUAGGAUAUGGAUAGAAGGAAAAUGAGAAUUGUCACUCAACGUACAGAACCAAUAUCACUAUUUUCAAGAGGACCAGGAAAUGCAAGGCAGGGCGAUUGAAUGCAAGACAAAAACAGCAGGACAGGGGAGGUGGGGAUGUAAGGCAGCUGGUGACAGUGACGUCUUCCCUCCCCAUCCCCUUUGUGACAUGUCAGAGACGUCAGGCAGUCACUUUUCCAAAUGAAGGCGUAACAAACAACUUCAAGUCAGUGUUUUCCUUCUGGAGUUAGAAGAGCUUUUCUCUUCUGGUGUUUUCUUUUGUUCAGCUAACACCCUCUGUAUCAGUGAAUUACGUUUUUUGUCUGUGUGCAGCAGUGUUGUAAUUCCCAAUCAGUGGUCAUUACUUGCUUCACUAUACUCUUUCCUUUACAAUAAGGAUGAAAGGCUGAACCCAAUAGCAGAAAGAAAGACAAAGCUAUUUCACAAUUUAAGAAAAGUAUGUUUUUGCAGUAUUUUUUAGUUUUUUAAGGUUUUAGUGUAGUCAGCUGUGUCAUUGCAAGACCAGGGUUCAAAUCCUGCUUGCACAUUAUCCCAAGGGUCCAGAGGAGGGCAGUGUAAUUGAGCAGGAUCGGCAGGCGUUUAGUAAUAAAAUAUGGUCAUCUGGCUCGUCGCACUCUGUUCCUUCUUCGUAAGCAUUUUGUGCAGUGUAAUAAGAAAGAGAAUUUCAACGGAUCUGCUUCGGAAGACACAUAUCUCAAAAUUGACUGUCCUGAGGCCGCUGGGAGAUGCUCAAGGUCUUAGUCAUGAAAUUUAAAUAUCAGAAUUGGGGAUAAAAAAUGGAUAAAAGUACAAACAUUAAAUAUGCAUCUUUACAAGAUUUAAAAAAAUAUCUGAAUAAUCUGUUUUACAGCACAGGACCAACAAACAUUUACUUUUAAAAUAAAAUAGUGUAAUACCAUCUUUACAGUCUCUGUACAGCCCUAGUGCAUGCCUGUGGUAACAUAAUGUGUACUGUGCUGUGUUGUCAAAAUAUAUGGAAUGCAUCGUGUGAGGAUUGUGAUUCAACAGCCAAAGUGGUGUUAUCAUUUUGGACUAAUACACACUUGGUACUGCAAUACAGUAAAAGGAUAGUAAAUGAUAAUACUGGAUAUAUACGUUGGCUACGAGGCUACCCUUUUGAUCCCAGAUAUCAUUCUUAGGGUUGUCUGUGAUCAAAAGGCUGCCCCAACAUGAAAAACAUAUACAAGCAAGUGUAUUCUAUUAGAAUUUAAGCCACUUGUGAGAAGCAACCUUACUAACAAAGCAAUUAAACUAUUAUUUGAGGAACAGGAUAAAUUUUGUGCUUGCUGCAUAAAGACACAUUUUUGUAAAAACAAUAUUUAAAAAAUGUGUUGAACAUAUAACCAUUGAAGUUACGUAAAAACAUCAGCAGUGUACUUUGUCCAGUGUGCGUUGUCCUUGGUAAUGCUCUUGACUCUUUUGCAAUGCACCUGUGAUUUCAGUAAAAGUGCUUGUUCCUUUCAUGUUAUUCAGAGAGAGGAAGUCACUCCACAGCCACAUGAGUGAAUUAACUUCAAGAGUAAGCCUAUUCCUGUCAGCACAAUAGAGGAUACUGCUUCACAAAAAUAACAACAAACAAAUCUCUCAUCUUAUCUGUGUUGUGUCCAGGUUUCAAUGUCUUUUCUCAUAUUGUAUUGUUAGUUUAAUUUCACCAUUCCAUUUCCGGGACAGCAUUAUCUUUACUACAUCAAAGCCAGUCUGAAAAUAUAUAAAUAGUUAGGCAUGAUGCUGUACCACAGACAUUUACCUAUGGAGAAAUUAUUCUAUAGGCUCCAGAAGGAAAACUACUGUAAAAGAAGUUUAUAAAUGUUUAUAAAUAAGAUUGGAGAAAGAGGAAAACCUUGUCUGUUUAAUUUAUGAUUCUCAGCUCUUUGCUUCAACAAAGAUCCUAGAUGUUUUUUUUUUUCAUUGUUUAAGAUAAGUAUUGUGGGAUUGUUUGUGUUUGUGAAUAUGAUGAUUUAUUGCUUUUGCCUCCCCUUCAUAUUUUUUUUCCGACACUUUGUGUUGCAAAAUAGAGUAAGUACUGACGAACUAAAUGGCAAGUUAAUAUACGUUAUUAAAAAAGAAUGUCUGCUUUAUGUAUUGACCUAUUAAAAAAAAAUUACAGUGCCUGGAUAUUUAUGAAAUAUCUAUAGAAAACAUGAAAAUGUGUAGAGCAUGUACAUUUUUAUACAAGAUAUUUCUAAUAAAAUACUGUUUUGCAAAAA